AGGUCAUGUGGUCAGAAGCCAAGUAUUAUAAAGUACACAGUGCCUGUGCAUGUGAAGUUUGCAAGCUAAAUUUAGCUGCCUGUUUUGUUUGGACCGUCCAUGAAUUGUGUUGGUUUUAUUGACUAAAAAACAAUGGCAAGUGUGCUGGAGAAGAGAGAGCGGAAGAAGUUUCUGGAUGACACUAUCCCCCUCAUCCCCACCAUCACUACUCACAGGAUGGAAGUGGCUGGGAAGCAAAGCCAUGCAGCGUAUGUGGUUCGUGUACAGAGAGGACAGAACCCGGAGGACAGUUGGGAGGUCAGCCAUCGCUACAACAACUUCUAUGCCCUUUACCAGACACUGCAAGUGUCCAACAUACCACUGGAUAUCCCUUCAAAGAAGAUGUUUGGGAACACAGAUAGACAGUUCUUGAAUGAUAGACAGCAAGGCCUCCAGAAAUUCCUGGACCAGGUCAUGGCAGCGCCUGUACUCAGGCGACACUUUGAGGUCAAGAAGUUCCUCGAUCCAACCAACUACUCUCUUUCCUUUCAUGAGGAUGCUCUUCGCAAUGCCUCCAUGUUUUUUCGCUCUGAACCGACUUGGUCAGUUGUGGAACCUCUCAAAGAUAUAGGGUGGAGGAUACGGAAGCAGUACUACGUCAUUGCCAGUAAGACUGACCACAGACUACCCAAACACAUGUUGUCAUGGUGUGAGCCAGGGCCUGACUCUUCUCUGGGGGAGAAAGAAAUGGAGGCUUGCUUCCGGGUCAUGACAGAUUUGAGGCACCCCUACAUUCUGUCCCCUGUACUGGCCAACUACACUGGAGGGGGGAUGAUGAUAGUGCGAGAACUGAUGCCCUCAGGGUCACUCAGAGAUACCAUCUACGGGCAACGAUUCCAAGGCUCUGUCUUGCAGAAGUAUGGCCAGCCAGCUAGGUCUAGAGCUCUGAGCCUACCAGAUAUUGCCAAAUAUGGCAGACAAGUGCUUGAAGCUCUGGUGUUCCUGUCAGAGAAAGGUUUCCCUCUUGGUCAGGUUCAUGCUGGCAAUGUAUUGCUGGACAGAGGCACUUGCAAGCUGGUGGACAUUGAGAACAGUUUAGUGGGAGUGCCCUCACUACACAGACACCACCUCAUCGACAUCAGGAGAAUUCAUAGUCAUGAGGCAGAGACAGUGUACAGCUUUGGACAUAUGCUGUACGAGAUGUGCAUGGGACAAGAACUUAAGACAGCCACCCUGGACUCUGUGCCUGAGUCACUACCUGCUGGAGUAGUGCCUAUACUUCAGAGGGUUCUGACCAGUAAUGGGAUUAAAGAUAACUUCCCCAGUCUAUCUAAUCUACUUGAUGAUGUAUUUUUCUCGACAGUCUCCCUACCACCCACAGGGGGAAAACCCCUCAUGAAGGUGUCAAGUAAACUCAAGGAGGUCCUCAAAGAACACAUAUCAAAGAUGGAGCUACGACUGCACGAGGAGCAGAAAAAGGUCUCACAGCUCAAGAGACUGUCCAAGGCACAGGAGAGCCUCAUGUCAGAGGAAGAAAAAAGGAAGAGAAGAAAGUUGAGAAAAAAACAGCUGUCACUGCAGGAGACCAGUGAGCCUGAAUCGUACCCCACCACCAAAGCCCUCCCUCGCCAGAACACCAUUGGGACCUCGGGGGUCACAGCCAGUACUGCCGUGAGGAGCAAGGCAAACUCUGCCCCUCCUCCUGCCUCUCAAAGCUCCUCCACUCAGCCAGCAGCAUCCACCACCUCCAGUACUGCUAAGACCAAGAAAUCCUCAGCAACUCCAAAAGCUCCUCCCCCUCCAACUGCAACCCCUCCGGCCCCCCAGGUUGACAGACCACCCCCCACAGAGAAGAGAGGGGCCCUCCUCGGGUCCAUUGAAGGAUUCACUAAAGGAAAACUCAAGAAAGUUAAGACAAAAGAUCGAAGUGCCCCAAAAGUGUAACCAUCUAGGACUUGUUAGAUUGUGCCUAACUUCACAGGUAGUAUAUAAUUAUAGUUACUCUAGAAAUAAUUAUGGAUUUUUAUGAUUGGUUCUUUGAUACAGAUCUCUACGCAUUUUUAAUUUCACUUAAUCCAAAUUAAUUAUUAUGAAAAUUGCAUUAGUUGUCACGUGAAUUCGAAUUCGAAUUCAAUUCUUAA
Messenger RNA from Halichondria panicea, 2120 nucleotides. Its product is annotated as PX domain-containing protein kinase-like protein. Gene Ontology annotation, molecular function: phosphatidylinositol binding; protein kinase activity; actin binding. Gene Ontology annotation, biological process: negative regulation of monoatomic ion transport; negative regulation of ATP-dependent activity; protein phosphorylation. The record is from RefSeq and is a predicted model, not a curated record. Bases 133 to 1923 code for a protein of 596 amino acids. Gene Ontology annotation, cellular component: plasma membrane. The transcript has 16 exons. Lineage: Eukaryota; Metazoa; Porifera; Demospongiae; Suberitida; Halichondriidae.